This is a messenger RNA of Bombyx mandarina (wild silkworm), 7325 nucleotides long. RefSeq lists its product as uncharacterized. Lineage: Eukaryota; Metazoa; Arthropoda; Insecta; Lepidoptera; Bombycidae. The record is from RefSeq and is a predicted model, not a curated record.
CGACAUCCAGCGUUCAUAGUACACAACUUAUUCACACCUAUUUCCACACUGGCCCACGCAAACAUAACGUGUUUUCAGUCACUGAUGCUCACAUUGAGCCGAAAUGUUGUGUUCUUAGUUUACACGGUGAUGAAGUGAAUUCCGCUGGGCCCGUGUUUUAAAUAAAUAUAUAUAUAUACAAAAUAAAUUCCAUGAAGGUCGUCCCGGAAGUUUUAACAACGUGUAAAUAUUUAUUAAAACUUUAACCGCAGUUAAACAUAUGGAAUCUGAAUUGUCACCAGAUCAAGAGAAAGACACACCGCCCGUGCCGAUUAAAACGUACCAAUGGGAAGAUUUAAAAAGAGCUCGUGAAGUUGGCGCUUACCCCUGGACUCAUUUACUGAAGCCGCCACUCGAGGGCGAAGUUACCGCUGAGGAUAUAAUAAGGGAGACUACUCCCAGAAGAAGUAUGUCACGAGAGUUUUCAAGGUCGCGAACGCAUUCGCCAGUUGACAGUGACAUUCAGAAAAUUCUAAACCUUGACUCUUCACCGGGAAGCAGCCGAAAACAUGGCGAUGAAGGUGAGGACGAAGGGGUUCACAUCCCUAAUUUUUCUAAAGAAGUGUCUCUGGAUGAAGAAGACAUUCCUGGCCCGGUUUUAAGCACUUACAUUGUGCAAAGGCCAGAGAGUCAGAGUAGUGUACAAUUAAUGUCACCUGUAGAAAUUCCUAAAUUAAAUGUUUCUCCGAAGGGAAUAUUGAAACGCCGAGUACCAGAUCAAUACAUAGGUGUAACUGAAACACGUGAAAAAACGAAGUGUUGCCAUCCUCUUGUUAACAAAAUAAAGCACUUAGCAGACAAAACAUUACACAAAUUAGAUAGGAGUGAUUUAGAAAAAUCCCCUCUCUCCAAACGAAAGAAGAAUGAAAAUACACAAGAGAUAAGACAGUUAAGGCAUUCUCCGGGAGCCGUCAGAAGACAAAAAUUCAGCGCAAUGAAACUAGGUGAUUCUGAUGAAAUGAGCAAAACGAUGAGUAUUGACACACCGCCACCUAGAAAAAAAAAAGAACAUAUUUAUGAAGAUAUUGAAGAAUCAAAACAAGACAACGAAAAGUCGCUACACUUUUCUAAGGACGUAGACAAGCAAAUUUCUACCAAGGCCGACGAUGAAAGUAAAAGCGUAAGCAAUAAAGAAAACGAUAGCAUUGCCGAAAAGAAAUCAAUCGCUUCGCUAGAUCCGAGCUUAAUAACGGAUAAUGUUUCGUUAAAAUCGGGUGAACGCGUCAUGGAAAAACUACAUAAACAAGACGAAAAAAAUAAAGAAGCAGUUCUUUUAGAUGAGGAGAUGGAUCCAGACGAACCGAAUGUCGACGAAAUAUUUCAAAAUCAACUCGACGAAACCAGAAGAAACAAUGAGUCCCCCAAUAUAACUAUAACAGAAAUUACAGACGACGAUGUAGAUGGUAGCGGAGAUUCAGGACAUCAUGUAGCGGCUCCAAUCGAAACGUCGCCAAGCCCCAGCCCGCAAUGUAACGUAAAGGACAAGGACAUCAAAUUUAUCAACAGGAAAUGGUCUAAACAAAGCAGUGAUCACGAAUACGAAAUUAUAGAAAAGCCGCCACCAAAUAUCGUUUACACUGCACCGAGCGUGGAUGAAGCUUCACCGCGAACUAAAGUCGAUGAUGAUUUGUCGAGUACAACUUCGCUGGAAAGAAAGCUUUUGCAACACACGUCCGACGAAGACGAACCACCUGACGACAAGGACAGUGCACACGAAGAUACACACGAAAAUAUUUUAAACGCCGAAGCUUUACAACGAGACAUUGAAGACAGAUUCUUCGUCAACACACCUUCAACAAUGUCUCGAACAGAAUGUGAAAUAAGUACAAGUCAAGUGGAUUCGUCCGCUUUAGAACAAUUACCGUUAAAAAGGGAUAGCCGCUCGAAAAAUCCUGAUAGUUCUGAUAGCAAACUACAGCAACGCUUUAGAGAAAGCACUGGUAAAUUAAAAACUCAAGCAGGAAAAUUAAAAACAAAGUUACAAAAUAUGAAAACAAAUCGCAUGUCUAUGCCUGAAAGACCUAGAUUUAGUCUACCCGAGCGAUCCAAAGUUAAAACGCCUGAUAAACCAAAAAUGUCACUACCGGAUCGACCAAAGCUUACGCCAGAUAAAAGAAAGUUUAAAUUACCUGAACGCCCAAAAUUAAAAAAAUUCAACAUUACCUUACCUGACCGACCUAAGUUCAAUGUUCCGGAUCUAUCGAAAUUUAAAAUGCCUGACCGACCAAAAAUUAAUUUUCCUAGUUUAGGACGGAAAAAGGAUAAAAUCGAAACUUCGAGCUCAACAACGGAUGUAGCUAACGUAGCAACAGUAGAUUUCGAAGCUAAAACUUACCCUAGACUAUUCAAUAGAAAGAAAAAGUCUGAACUUCAAAAAACAUCAUCCUCUCCCACAUUGAACCGGGACGACACUCCCCCUCUGAUGUUCACAUUUAACUUCAUGAAGAAAAGCAAAGAAGACCCAGGAAAGUAUGUACCCGAGAGCCCUGAGGAACUAAGAGAGUACGGAGUUAAUAAUGAUGACAAUCAAUUUAAUACGGAUAUCAAUAACAGAAGAAGGUAUGAGACUACAUACGAUUUUGACAAAGUCGACACAGAAUACAUGGACGAGGAACAGGAAGAAACGAAUUUAGAGAUACAUAACACUUCAUCUUCUCCAGAUAUAUCACCGUCUAAACAAGAAUACACACCAGUCAUAACCGAAAUAAACAAUGACGAAUUUUUCGUACGACCGAGAGGGAUUUCUCGUGAAAACAUUCAAGUAAGGGAAUACUUGAGCGACGAGACGCGCCAAGCGUUUCAGAAUCCGAAAAACGUUUUGGCUUUGAUGGGAAGCAGUACGGAGGUCAAUCAUGACAAUUUGUAUAUGAAUGACGUCGAAUCAGAGUUUAUAGACGAAAACGAAAUGAUGAGGUAUUCAAGUGAAGAUCUCAACGACAAAGACGACGGAUACUACACAUUCCCCCCAGUGAGACCAUCACGAGCUAAACGAAAGAAAGAAAGGAAAGAAGAAGAGCCCACUCCAUAUAUUGACGAAAGCGCCAAUGCUAGCUUACAGUUCAGCGAGGUGGAUCUCGAUAUGCGAGUUGAUAACGUCGAAGGUAAGCUGAAUGGUGCAAUGUCAAGUGAGAGCUUCGAGACAAAUAAGUUAGAUGUCAACAGGUUAGACUUCACUCCAGCCACAGAUUUACAUUCGAUCCACGAGUACGCUAACGACGAGGUCAUACAGUAUCCGGAAAACAUUCCGAUUCAAUCACAGACCCUGCCUAUGCCGCCCAAGAGGAGGAAGAAGUUUGGCAAAAAGGACAUUGCUCAUUCGUCAUUGAAUGACUUCAAAAACGUUUCCAGUGCCAGGUUGUGGGAAGAUCCGCAGGAACAACACACCGAAGAUAUAAUUGUGUAUCGCACUGAACACGAAUACGUCAUACCUCCGAGCGAGAACAUUGUUACCGAACACAGCCCCGUUCCGCCUCGAAGGAAUCGCUCUCAGAGCUCUCGCGCGACCUCCCUGUGCGAUGACGACAGAACAUCUCACGGCGCCGAAUCUCUUACCCUCGACACCCACAUGGCUCUGCACGAUGACGUCGAUGGACGCGACCUCCGGCAUGAGAGCCCCGGUUACGCGACGGUCGACAAAGUACCCUACACUCCUAGUAAAGGCCUAAGACGGUCUGUUAGUGCUACGCCACCCGUGAGACGCCGUAAGAGCAACAGUUCGGAACGAAAGUAUUACACGGUCGGACCUAGCAAAGCGGGUCCCGAUCGACCUCCGCGAAAGAAGUCCUCGACUAGCUUAAUGACUCUAGGCAGCUACACAAAACGAUCGGUCAGCAGUGACAUUACUCAGUACGUGGAAAUUGAUGACGCGUUCGAAAUGAACAAGGAUCUGAAGUCAGGGGAGAUAAUUAAUAAAAUGAAAGAUAGACCUCUCCCUCCGCCACCGAGACCGCCGAGAGGAUCGAGACGCAAGAAGAAAACCAGAAAUUAUGGUGAAGGAGAUCCUACUACCGAAUCGGAAAGGAAUGUAGAAGCAGAAUUUGAUAACCAAGAGGAGAUAAAAAAGAAUGAAGACAUUGUCGAAAUAGAAGUUUCCACGCAGACAGAUCCUUUACCAGACGACGUCGAUUUUGAAUUGGACGAAAAUCUAGACAUUUCUAUGUCAAGCUCAUUACGAGAUAUAGUUGAUGAAGAUUCUUUAAUGACCAGAAGCCAUCCUAGACUAACAGAGAGCCCACGCACGUCUCGACCUACAUCAAGAUCAGAAAAAUCAUUAAAAUUUUCCGAUCCAAAAAUAUCUGAAUUGUCAAAACCUCAUAUUGGUCGAACAUCACCAACGGUCAUUUUGGUCGAAAAACGAGUCUCGAGUCCUACCAGAAUCAAUGAGCGUGAUGUUAUGUUAACUGAAGCCUCUUUAACAGUUCAGCCCAUAGAUAUUGAUGAAACACAAAUACCUGACGUUCCUCCUUUGCCCCGAUCAAAAGGAAUCUCAGGUACAAUUCAGGGUUCUAAAAAUAGUACGCCAUUAUGUCAGGGGCAAGCGGUCGAACGUGUUGCUGACGCAACCAGAGAUGUACAGUUAGAUAAUUUAGUUACUCAACGACUUCAGGUGAGAGACUUAGACGUCGGACGUCUUAAUGUUUCCGAGCUCCAGGCAAACAAAAUCUUGGUCUCGGAUAUCGAAGGCAUGACUUUACAGGUAUCUGAGCUUGAUUCCAAAUCUGGUCACAUAUCGGUGAGCGGUAUCGAGUUUUCUCAAUCUGUGAUUGACGAAAUCGUCAAAAAAUUCGCUGAAAUAUCAACCGGUCACGGGCCAUCUCAAAACGAACUUGUUGUCGAACGGUCUCGUCCUGUUAGUCACGAGGAACAAACUCAAACAGAGGAAAUUAAAGAAACGAAGGAGAAAAUCAAACAAACUGUUGAAGAAGAAGCACCGGCGAGGCCAUCUCCACCACAGAGACUUGGAAGCUCAGAUGACGGCGCUGCACCACCUCUGCGACCACCUCCUCCAGACCUAACGCCCCUAUUGUAUUCAUAUCUUCAAGACUUAAGUAUACCACCAGCGUCGCUUGCCCCUCAGCGGCCACUACGAGAACGACAUUUUCCAGAAUUCCAUGAACCUCAGCAUCAGACCCCGCCACCUCCUGCUCGUCGAGCAAAGCGGAAACCGACUGCCCCCCAUACAGAGUCCAGCUCUGAUGACGGUCGUCUUCGACCUUCACCGCGACGCAUGCCUCCCCCCGUCCGCACCCACGAAACCUCUAUAGCAGAAGCCGGUGUAAAUUUUUUGAGAGUGUGUCAGAGUUCAAUCAGUAGGACGCUGAGGAAUGUAUUUAAUUCGUUCAUGGCUUACAUUAACCGUACAGAGGAUAAAAGGGAUGCCCAAAUGGCAUUGGUAAUAUUCUUAGUUCUGAUCGCAGGUUUGAUAAUGUUCGGUCUGAGCGAUAGUAAAACAAUACAUCAUCAUCAUUGGGAAUUCUUCAAUCCUCCGGACGGUAAGCCUUGAAUUCAUAAUAAAAAAAUAGUGAAUGCAGUUUAUAUUUUAUAAGUAUUGUACCUAGCACCUACUUCUAUACUAAUUAUAUUGUUGAACCUUGAACCUUUGAGCGUAAUCAAUCAUAUUACGAUUUGUACGAAAGCCAAUGUGAAAAGCCAGAAGUGCAUUGUGAACUAAUAUUAAAUUUAUAGUCUAACUGUUACGGUUCCUUUAAAUUGUAUUUAUAUAAAAACAAUUAUUAACCCUUGAUAUUUUCGAGGCAUAUGAACAAAUGGUACGACAUUAGAGCCAUCAGACGACACACACAGACGAUAGAGAGAUCAGAGCAUUUAGGCAUGGCUAACACACCGGACACGUACUUAGCAUGUGUAUUUGUUGCAUUCGUUGAGUUGACUACCACAUGGAUAAUUUUAUGCUUAUUGAUUUAUUUAUUUAUCGCAUGGCAUUCGUUUACACUGCGUGGUUAUAAUUUAAAUUUACAGUUUGUGAAAUAAUCGAUAGCUUCUUCUGUUACAUUUUUGAGAUCUUCCAUUUGGCCUGCGAAUUUCGUUAGUGGGCAUUCCAUGACAAUGUGGCGUACAGUUUGCUCUGGCCAUCCGCAUUCACAGCUUUCGUUUUCCGUCCAGCCCCAUCUCUUCCGCAGUUGGUUACAGUGACCAACUCCCGUUCUCAGGUGGUUAUGCAUGCACCGGAUUGGGCGUUUUACUUUGAAACCAGGUCGACGGGAGUGUGGAUUCAGCUCGAACGGUUCAGGUGGGAUGCAUCUGGCUGACCAUUCUUUAACCGAGGCCUCGUUUGUGUUCCAAUUGGAGUGUGGUUGGUGUGCCUGUAAUGCCGGUGGGUUUCGUGACUUCAAUCUCGUUGAUUUGAACCUGGCUAGGUCCCUGUUGAUAGGCAGCUCGGGUCGUCUAAGCGCCUUUUCUAUCUCUGCGUAUAGAUGGUGGGUGCGGCGAAGGUGGAGUGGGGUAAUGCUGCUCAGAGCCGGAAGCCAGUGCAGAGGGGUUGGUUUUAAGCACCGCGUGAUUAGGCGCAUGGUGUGGUUUAGUUGCGUAUCGACUACAGUAUUAUUGAUUACCGCGACCAACACAAGAUCAACACCGGCGGGACUAACUCAUUGGUCCAUCGAUUCAAACUCGAUUGCAUUUCGCUUUUUCUUGUACUUCCCUGAGCCCAAACCCUGUGUGAUUUAAUUUAUAAUAAAUACGUUUUUACUCCUUCACGGAAAUCGUAUACAUUUGAACGAUUAGCAUUUAGUUGAACCCAGAGCGUUUCAAUACCAUUGAAACUUGGACAUUAUAUCUUAACGUGCAUGGUGGAAUUCAAGAUUUGAUGUCUAUGGAUUUCCUCUAACCACUGUGUCUGUUCCAGUAUCUACAUGCUCCCUUUUUUAAGAAUUAAUUUAUGAGCUAAACGCAAGUUUUGUCAGUCAAUGUCAUAGGCAAUCCGUGUUUCUAUUCUUAAAAUACGAUUCGAAGGCACGAGUUCGAGUUUAAUUGCCCUCAUAAAUGAUGUCCUUAGUGUUUUGAAAUGAUAAAGAAAUUUAAAAUUUUUGCAUACACGAUUAAGAAUGAACUUUAUGUCGGUAGUAUCUCGAUAUUUAUCUACCGAAUCAACGUAAUUGCAAAACAACUACCAAUGAAUUUAUUGUAAAAAUAAAAUUGUUGUACGUUCAAAUUCGUAUUUCAUAAGGACCUCGAAUGUCAAUAAGUUCGAGUUGAUCUUUUUUGUAAUCUUAUUUUUAAAUAAAUGCGAUCAACAGAAGUGAGAACACGCUCAACGAAUUAAAAAAAAA